UUUCAUGGUGAAUUCAAGCGAAAUGAAGAAUAUUAUACUCCUACCUACAUUGUUCUUUGUGCAACUAACGGUCUCAUUGGCCCUGGAAUAUUCCGAGCUAGUAGAUGUUUUUAGUGCGGUGCAAAAUCCCUGCAACGAUAUACGUAAUGGUCAGUUCAUUUGCCAGGAUUGCGGUACAUUAGCGUUUUGUUUGCAACAAAAUGGCGAUUGGACAACAUUAACAGUGACAGAAUGCCAGACCCAACACAAUUUGUAUUGUGAUGAGGAAGCUCGUGGUUGUGUUUUUAAGCAGACCUGCAAAGAAAAUUCAAGAGGUCCCAAAUUUGAAUGUCAAAAUGCUGGCAUCUUUCCGGAUCCUUACGAUUGUAAAUACUAUCAUGUGUGCGAUAAUAAGAAUGAAGGUGAACGUUUAAUAUGUCCAAGUGGCACAGCUUAUUCACCAGCCUCCAAGACCUGUUCUCUAACGCCCAAUACUGACAUCUGUUUGCAACCUCAGUAUGAGUGUAAAACUCUGGGACAAAUGGGAGCUUGGCCAACAGAUCCCAGCAUUUAUUAUGUGUGUCAUGCUACAAGUGUGGCUGACAAUGCAGUACGUUACCCGGUGUUGUAUCGUUGUCAGAGCGGUUAUGUUUUCAACAACAAUAAAUGUAUUCCAUAUACAUCAUCUACCGUAGCACCACCGAAAGCCCCAACUGCUGUACCGGAAAAUAUAACAUGUACUCGUGAUAGCGAUUUAACUCCCAAUCCAUAUGAUUGCUAUUCGUAUUUUAUUUGUGUUAAUGGACUAUUGGUUUCUACCACGUGUCCUACAGGCACACACUUCAAUUCAGAUACGAAAAGUUGCGUAUUUGGAAGAUGUUAAACUUUCAGAUAAAUAAAGAUUAAAAUGAAUUAUGAAAUAAUUCUGAACAUA
Messenger RNA from Calliphora vicina (urban bluebottle blowfly), 913 nucleotides. RefSeq names its product peritrophin-48-like. Gene Ontology annotation, molecular function: chitin binding. The record is from RefSeq and is a predicted model, not a curated record. The transcript is spliced from 2 exons. Lineage: Eukaryota; Metazoa; Arthropoda; Insecta; Diptera; Calliphoridae. Gene Ontology annotation, cellular component: extracellular region. The coding region runs from base 5 to 862 and encodes 285 amino acids.